CGGAUUCCUUUAUUGGUCCGACAACGCGACAUGAGCGGCAUCAGUUGUGAGUUUCUACAGGAAAAGCUUCAAAAGGAGCUAAAUCCUAUUCACGUGGAAGUGGUUGACCUAACAGAUGGUUGUGGAGGAAAGUUCUCAGUAGUCAUUGUUUCUGACAAAUUUGAAGGGAAACCUCUUCUGGCCCAGCAUCGAAUGGUGAAUGAUUGCUUAGCGGAGGAAUUGAAGACUAUUCACGCACUGACUCUGAAAACAAUGAAACCUGCGCAGUGGGAGAAACAGAAGGAAACCUAAUGCAUAAUUAUAUUCUGGGACAGUGACGUCAAUUAGAAACUAAUGAUAGCCCUGUUUGAAUGAAAGAAGACUUGAGUUGGUUCAGUAUACCUGAGUGAUGUUGUUGCACAUGUAGAACUAUCUAAAAUAUAAGUCUUUGAAAGAAAA
This is a messenger RNA of Stylophora pistillata, 438 nucleotides long. Its product is annotated as bolA-like protein 2. Gene Ontology annotation, cellular component: nucleus; cytosol. Gene Ontology annotation, biological process: intracellular iron ion homeostasis; protein maturation. Lineage: Eukaryota; Metazoa; Cnidaria; Anthozoa; Scleractinia; Pocilloporidae. The record is from RefSeq and is a predicted model, not a curated record. Gene Ontology annotation, molecular function: 2 iron, 2 sulfur cluster binding.